Messenger RNA from Paramecium octaurelia, 186 nucleotides. The record is from the annotation of a GenBank genome assembly. NCBI's taxonomy places the organism in Eukaryota, Ciliophora, Oligohymenophorea, Peniculida, Parameciidae.
GAAAUGUUAAAUUAGUAUUACAUAACAUCAAGAAUUCAUGAAACCCAUUGUUACUCCUAACUCAACAUGAAUUCUACUAUGAGAACAGAGGUUAUGCAUAUUGUUUUUUGGUAUAGCAAACAGAGUUAUGUUCUCAUUUUAAGUCUAAGCUUUCGAACAGGGAAAGUUGAAGUACUAAAUGCUUGA